Messenger RNA from Setaria italica (foxtail millet), 603 nucleotides. RefSeq lists its product as uncharacterized. The record is from RefSeq and is a predicted model, not a curated record. The transcript has 3 exons. The coding region runs from base 1 to 603 and encodes 200 amino acids. NCBI's taxonomy places the organism in Eukaryota, Viridiplantae, Streptophyta, Magnoliopsida, Poales, Poaceae.
AUGACACUGACGAUGAUGUCUAACGCCUACUUCAGAUGGGCGUCUUUCUUCAAGUCCAUGUGCGGCAAGUUCGGCCUCCGCUCCGUCGACUACUCCGUCCUCGACCUCGCCAUGACCGACGACGACCAAACCACCCGGGAACUCUGGCUCGCCAUCAAGGGACUCUUCCACGCCAACAAGAAGUCCUGGACGAUCUUCCUCAACCACGACUUCCACUCCAUGACGCAGGGCGACUCCUCCAUCGUCGAGUACUGCAGCCGCAUGAAGACUCUCGCCGACGCCCUUCACGACGUCGGCCAUCCCGUUCAGGACUCCCAGCUUGUCCUAAACGUACUCCGCGGCCUCAACCCACGCUUCACCAACACCGCCGACGACAUCGCCAACUCCACCGCCGACUUCCCAUGGACCUCAAGUGCAGGCUCCGCCCUUGUGAACCCCAAGUUCAUCGGUGCGACGGAGUACGAGCUGGCGUCCUUCCACGAUCUCAUGGAGAUCCACUCCGCGAGCAGCUCCUCGUUGGAGGUGGAUCUCGUCCACUGCGAUAACCUGUCGAGGGAGUGUUUCAUGGCGGAGCUCGCCAAGCACACCCCUCCUGUAUUUUAG